CUCCCUGCCCUUCCCCUCGGUGGGUCUCUGGGGGUCUGAGGGUGGGAAGGGCUUGCUUCCAUUCUGGAGGGCGGAGAGAGAGAGAGAGAGAGAGAGGAAGGAGGCUGCCCAAGACAGCUGCAGCGCGGCUCUCUGCUCCAUCGAGCCUCCGCCGGAUCUGAACUCAGGACCUCAGGCUGGAGAAAGAAAAAGAACCCUUCCUUCACUGAUCUCUUCUCCAAGGUCGGUCGAGGCUGGGGAAAAAAGAAGAAGAGCUGCUUCUUUUUUUGCUGGGGAGGAAGGGGAUGCUGGAGGGAGGAGGAGGGAGCAGUCCGGGGAUCGUCCGGGAAAGAUGGAGGCCCCCUCCUCAAUCCCCUUGAGGAGGAUGAGGAUGAGGCUGCUGCUGCUGGGCUUCUCCCUGGCUGUGGCUCUGCUGCCUCCUCCCUCGGAGCCCUUCUGCCCAGAGCCCUGCGAUUGCCAGCAGCAGCAGCACCUCCUUUGCACCAACCGGGGCCUGAAGGCGGUGCCCAAAGCCCUGCAGGAGCCCCAGGAGAUCCUCACCUUCAGCCUCGGGGGCAACUUCCUGGCCAACAUCUCUGCUUACGACUUCCACCGCUUGGGGGCGCUCCAGAGGCUGGACCUACAGUACAACCGCAUCCGCAGCCUGCACCCCAAGGCCUUCGAGCGUUUGGGCCGCCUGGAGGAGCUCUACCUGGGCAACAACCUCCUGGCCGCCUGGGCCCCCGGCACCCUCCGCCCCUUGGCCAAGCUGCGCAUCCUCUACGUCAACGCCAACGAGAUCGCCUCCCUCAGCGCAGCCUCCUUCGCCGGCCUGGGCAGCCUGGUCAAGCUGCGGCUGGACGGCAAUGCCUUGGGGGCCCUUGGUGACGCCACCUUCGCUGGUCUGGCCAACCUGCUCUACUUGCACCUGGAGGCCAACCGCAUCCGCUGGCUGAGCCGCAACGCCUUUGCCGGCCUGGGAAAGCUGCGCUUCCUCGACCUCUCUGGGAACCAGCAGAGCUUGCUGCGCCACCCGGACACCUUUCGGCCCCUGGGUUCGCUCGGCACCCUCCUGCUCUCCGGCAACGACAUCCAGCAGUUGAGCAAAGGGAUGUUCCAGCACCUAGCCAACUUGGCCAAGCUGUCGCUAAGCGGCAACCGCUUGGAAUGGUUGGCCCCCGAGGCCUUUGCUGGGUUGGGGGCCCUCAAGGAGUUACACUUGGAAGGCAACCUGUUGAGCCAACUACCCACCCGCCUGCUGCAGCCACUCCGUAACCUCGAAGUGCUGGACUUGAGCCACAACCGGCUGCUUGGCUUUCACCCUGAUACCUUUGGAAACUUGCACCAACUGAGAGAGCUCAGUUUGCAGGAAAAUGCACUGGCCACAAUCUCCGGAGACCUCUUUGCCUCCAGCCAAGCUCUUUACCGCUUGGAACUCGAUGGCAAUCCCUGGAGUUGCGACUGCCGCCUGCGCGGCUUGAAGCGCUGGUUGGGCUCCUGGCAUGCCCAGGGGAGGCUCCUGACGGUCUUUGUGCAGUGCCGCCAACCCCUUGCCCUGGUGGGGAAGUACCUGGAUUACCUUGAGGACGCGCAGCUUCUCCCUCCUGCCAAUGGUUCUUCAUGUUCUGAGGAGUCAGCCUCUCCUUCCCCAUCCCAUCCAGGCAACAGCAGCUUCAGCCCCCAGGGCCUAGGUCAGGAGAAACCCAGCUCCCUGCCUUCUCUUUCACCCAUGUUGGGCUCCCAGAAGAUGGUAGCUCCCGUGCUGGAAAGUGACAGCCAGGGCAUUGAUGCCAGUCUUACGACUGCAAGGCCCAGCUUGCUUCUCAGUACUAGGCCGCUUUUGCCUGGUGCAGCUUGGCCUCAGAGGGCAGGGAAACACCACUUGGUCUCUUCGGUGUCCGGCACUCCACCAUUGGUCACUGACCCAUGUGAUUUUAACAAGUUGUUUCUGUACAACCUUUCGGUGGAGGCUUUGAACACCAACUCCGUGACUGUGCGCUGGGGGGUGCGUCCCCAUCGCAGCCCUCGAUUGUUAGGGCCUGUACGCUUCAGGAUCCUCUUUGACCGCUUUGGGGCAGCAGUCAAAUUCCAGCGUUUUGUGUACAUCCCUGAGUGGAGUGAGCCAGUAGCCACCUUGCAGGAGCUGCUCCCCAAUACCCCUUAUCUGGUGUGUGUGGAGGGAGUGAUGGGGGGCCGUGUUUGUCCGGUGGCCCCACGGGACCAUUGUGCAGGGCUGGUCACCUUGCCUGAAGAGGAUGCGGGGGCAGCAGCUGCUGUGGCAGGUGGGCCCCAAAGCUUGGACCAGCAGCUCCUCACCCUCGUACUUCUGGCAGUCAAUGCACUGUUGCUCUUUUUGGCCCUGGCGGCCUGGGCCUCCCGCCUGGUGCGGAAGAAGGUGCUGGGAUGCCGGCGGCGAAAGACAGCCUCGCCGGUACAUGUGCGGCAGAUGUAUUCCACCCGUCGCCCCCUCCGUUCCAUGGGGACUGGUGUCUCUGCUGACUUUUCUGGUUUCCAGUCCCAUCGUCCACCCCGCAGUGCUGUCUGUGCGCUGAGCGAGGCUGACCUCAUUGAGUUCCCCUGUGAACGCUUCAUGGACAGUGGGGCAGGAGGGAACAGCAGUGCCCGACGGGGAGAGGAUCAUCUCUUGCAACGCUUUGCAGACUAAAGACAUAGCCUAGAUUAUGCUGGGAUCAAAUAGCUACUGGUGUUCUGAUUUGGUAUUGUUUGAUGGGAAUUGUAACCUCUGUGGGCUGUAUGUAGGCCUACCACCACACAAAAGGAUGGCUUAUGAAACCGCAGGUGGCUUUUUCUAGAAGGGAAUUAGCCUUUUGAACUCAUAACCCAUACAAAAAUAAGGCUUUCCUGAGAUGAUGGAAGGGCGUACUUACUAAAGGACUGCCAUCUUCGCAUUUAGAGAUCAGACUUUGUAAUGGGGGGAUUCCACCACUAUUUUCUAUAUACCACUAUUCUUUACUUUAGCUGAGUGGGCUCUGGUUCCUGUCCAUGAGUAGUUGCUCCUGGAAAGGAACCAAUAUGUGUGAAAUCUUUUGUGAGUUGAGUUUCACAACAAUCCAAACAUCAGUUACCAAACUGAGUCAGCCUUUUUUAAAAAAGUAAUCUGUUAAUAGCCCCUAACCUGUGGAUAUAUUUAUCCAAUCAUAUUUGUUCUUAGUAAAGAAAUGGACUGAGAUAAUAAGAGUAAAGUGACAGCAACAAAGAUAGGUAUAGUGGGCCCUUGAGAUGGUUUAGUUCCAGCACCCCCUGUGGAUACCAAAAUCCAUGGAUGCUCAAGUCCUACUAUAUACAAUUGGGUAGUAAAAAGUUGUCCCUUAUAUAAAAUGGCAAAAUCAAGGUUUGCUUUAUGAAUUUUUGGGGGCAGGGAAAUAUUUUCAAGCUGUGGAUGGAUGAAUCUAUGGAUGCAGAAUCCAUGGAUAUGGAGGGCUGACUGUAGACCUGUAUGAAUGUUCACAGCUGGACUGGUUUCUGUGCCUUUCAGGUGUAUAUCUACUACACUACACAGGUAUUGCAUUUUGGUACUACUUUAAAUGCCAUCACUGUCUGAUGGAAUUCUGGGAUUUGUAUCUUGGUGAAAGAAUUCUCUGCUAAAUGCUGUAGUUAAAGAGCUAGAGUUUUCUAACAGAGAAUUAUAAGUCCACCAAACUACAAAUCUCAGGCACCCAUAGGAUGGGGUCAUGCCAGCUAAAGCAGCAUCAGAUUGCUAGUACUGUGCAAUGUAGAUACACUUAGGUCGCCUUAAAUUCUAGUUGCUGUGUGCCUUCAAAUUGUUUCUGACUUAUGGUGACCCUAAGGCGCACCUUGUAGGGUUCUUUUGGCAAGUUUUUUCAGAGGGAGUUUGCCAUUGCCAUCCUCUAAGGCUGGGAGAGUGUGACUUGCACAAGGUUACCCAGUGGGUGUCUAUGGCCAAACUGGGAAAAUGCCAUUAUAGGAUCAAAUCCAACGUCACCUCAUCCACAGGACUGCAAUCUGGUAUAGCUGUUACUUCCCUUGUGUGAACAAUUUUAGUACAUAUACUUCCUAAAGAAGCAGUAACAUAAAUCUGUAACUAGUAUGCCACUAUCUGAACAAAUGAAUCACAUUCCACUGCUGCCACCACCAGGGAUAGGUUGGCACUGCUAAGCAUAAGUUGCAUGCAUUUGGAACAAUGGACAGAGCAGGAAUUAUUGCUGAGCUUCUUCAUGAAAUGGCACUUCAUGGAAUGAGCCGUGAAGGACAACAGUGUCUAAACUGUGGAUGUAGAAUUGAAACCUUAAUGUUUGGCUUAACACACAGUUAAAAUGAAUGAUAUUUCAGACGAUGACUUCAAUAAUCAUUGCAACAGCCUUUAUUUAAGAUGAGCCAGGUUUGCCACUGUUUUGACAAAUAAUGUGAACACAAGUUGCUACUGUGGCAGAGAGAAUAUUCUUGAAUUUUUAACAUUAAACACUGACUAUUAAAACCCAUUAGCUCUAGGGUCUUUGACCAAAAUAUUAUCUCCCUCAAGAAGUGCCUUGAAAUUGGAUGUUUAACAUGUACAUAAUUUGAUGAUGUUAGAAUGGUGCUUUUUUAUACUGACCAGGCCCUUUUUUUUAUAUUAAAUGAAUGUUUGGUGUUUUAAUGUGUGUGAUGUGUAUGAAUGCAAAUAAUGGUCACAAUUCAUGUUGGUUUUGCAAGCAAGACUAAAUUUCUGAUACCACUAGGGGAAAAACAACACUAAUCUAAUUUUGUUACUUUUUUUUUUUAGAUUUACUUAUUUUUACAGUGGUCUUGAAUAAACAUUUUUGGUACUUCUGUAGCUUA
Sceloporus undulatus (fence lizard) is the source of this 4776-nucleotide messenger RNA. RefSeq names its product TLR4 interactor with leucine rich repeats (gene TRIL). Bases 332 to 2644 code for a protein of 770 amino acids. NCBI's taxonomy places the organism in Eukaryota, Metazoa, Chordata, Lepidosauria, Squamata, Phrynosomatidae. The record is from RefSeq and is a predicted model, not a curated record. Gene Ontology annotation, molecular function: protein binding. Gene Ontology annotation, cellular component: extracellular matrix. The transcript has a single exon.